CUAUUAUCCCUAAUAAAAUAGUAGUAUAUAUUACCUAGAAAUGGAACUUUCCAGUCAAGAAGGGGAGAUCCCAAUUCCUUUGAACAGUACAUAUGGUGGGGGACAUGGGCAUGGGCAUGGGCAUAUGAUACAUCAUGAUCAUGUUCCACCCCAUAACCAUAUCAUACCUUCAUCAGCACCCCAAGUCCUUUCCAAUGGCCCUUCCUCCUUGUCGAUGGAAGACCAUGUGCCCUACAUGAAACCGGUGAGGUACCGUGAGUGUAUGAAGAACCAUGCGGCUGCCAUGGGAGGAAAUGCCACCGAUGGGUGCGGCGAGUUCACGCCGAGUGGUGAAGAGGGUACCGUCGAAGCACUGACUUGCUCCGCUUGUAACUGCCAUAGGAACUUCCACAGAAAAGAAGUGCAAGGCGAGCCCUCAUUUGAUUGUUACCCGUUGCACGGUGUGAGCGGCAGAGUUGGGAGAAAACUCCUCUUGGGUCACCACCACAAGAGUAUCCUAGCACCUGAGGCUCUAGGGUACCCUACAGGUACUCUCAUACACUCGAGAUCAGCAGCACCAACGCCCCACCAAAUGAUAAUGUCCUGCAACAUGGUCUCCCUCCCUUCAGAGUCCGAUGAGCAGCCGGAAGACGGUGAUUGGGUAGUCGGAAACAGGCCUCUACAACUCAUGAAGAAAAGGUUUAGGACCAAGUUCACACAGGAACAGAAGGACAAAAUGCUCAACUUUGCCGAAAAAGUUGGGUGGAAAAUCCAAAAGCAAGAAGAAUCAGUGGUGCAACAGUUCUGCCAAGAGAUUGGUGUCAAGAGAAGAGUCCUCAAGGUCUGGAUGCACAACAACAAGCACAAUCUAGCCAAGCAAAACCCAUCAAAUCCCACCACCGCCGCCGUCCCCACCACCACCGCUGCAUGA
This is a messenger RNA of Hibiscus syriacus, 910 nucleotides long. RefSeq names its product zinc-finger homeodomain protein 4-like. The record is from RefSeq and is a predicted model, not a curated record. Lineage: Eukaryota; Viridiplantae; Streptophyta; Magnoliopsida; Malvales; Malvaceae. The transcript has a single exon. Gene Ontology annotation, biological process: regulation of developmental process; regulation of DNA-templated transcription. Gene Ontology annotation, molecular function: DNA-binding transcription factor activity; transcription cis-regulatory region binding. The coding region runs from base 41 to 910 and encodes 289 amino acids. Gene Ontology annotation, cellular component: nucleus.